AUGCGCUUUCAAGCUUCUUUCGCGGCCAUCUUGGCUGCUGCUGCUACUGCUUCUGCUCAAUCCGUCGCUGGAAAGGCGUACGGUUUCGCUGCUGGUGUUACUGGUGGUGAGGGCGAGGCUGUUACGCCUGCUACCGCUGAGGAGCUCGCUGAGCUUCUUGCUGAUGAUACUCCUCGUGUCAUUUACAUUGACAAAGAGUUCGACUUUACUGGUCAGACCAAGACUGGCCCCGGAUGUGACCGCAAGAGCUGCAGCGCUUCCAACGGCGGCCAGCUCUACCUCGGUGAUCUCUCUUGCGGUGGCGAGGACAACGUUGCUGUGAGCUCCAUCACUUACGAUGCCGCUGGCCCUGAGCCUCUUCCCGUUGGAAGCAACAAGAGUAUCAUCGGUAACGGCAAGGCUGUCCUGAACGGAAAGGGUCUCUCCAUCAAGAAGGGUUCCAAAAACGUUAUUGUUCAGGGUAUUGAGAUCACCAACCUCAACCCUGGUAUUGUCUGGGGAGGAGAUGCUUUGGAGCUCAAGGGAGAGAACGAUGGUGUCUGGAUCGAUCACUGCAAGUUCUCCAAGGUUGGCCGCAUGUUCAUUGUCAGCCACUACGACGGCUCCCGCCUCACCAUCUCCAACUCCGAGUUCGACGGUGUCACCGACACUUCUGCUUCUUGCAACGGCAACCACUACUGGACAAUGAUGUUCUACGGUGAGGGUGACCAGGUCACUCUUGACCGCAACCACUUCCACGACGUCGCUGGCCGAGCCCCCAAGCUCGGUGAGCCUGGCACCAACGGUUACUUCCACGCUACCAACAACUACUUCCAGAACAUGAAGGGCCACGCUUUCGACGCUUACCAGGGAGCCAACGCUAUCAUCGAGGGUAACGUCUUUGAUGGUGUCGACCAGCCUAUUACUAAGGAGGCUGCUGGUGUCAACACUCUGUUCAUCCCUGAUGAGAGCGCCGCUGCUGCUUGCCAGUCUGUCCUUGGCCGUGCUUGUGAGCCCAACUCUGUUACUUCCAGUGGCGACCUUCCCGUCAUGAAGGGUGAGAGCGGUCUCAACGCUGUUGGCCAGAACAAGGAUAACAUUAUCACUCCUGUUUCCGCCAGCGAGGUUGUCGCUCUUGUUUCUGGAAAGGCUGGACCCGCUGGUGUUGGUUCUGUCUCUGCUCCCGCCUCCGGCUCUGGUUCUGGUUCCGGUUCCGAUGAGGUUGCCGAGACUACUCCUAUUGCUUCUGAGACCACCCCCGAGUCUACUCCCGAGUCCGCCCCCAGCCAAGAGGCCGCUCCUCAGGACGACUAUGAGCAAUCCGCACCUAUUGCUGCUGAGCAGGAUUGUGAUGAGGAGCCCGCUACCCAGGCCCCUGUACCCACUGUUGUUGCCGACUGUGACGAGGAGCCUGAGUACUCCGAGUCUGAGUCCAAGCCUGUCGUUAGCCAGGCUGCUGCUGUUGCCCCCAAGGAGGAGGAGUCAUCCGUUGCUCAGGCUGAUUGUGACGAGGAGCCUAACUAUGACUCUGAGUACGCUUCCAAGCCUGCUACUCCCAAGCAAACCCAGGCUGCCACCCCUGUCGCUGAUUGCGAUGAAGAGCCUGAGCCUACUGUCAAGGCUGAGCCCAAGCCCACUACUACCGCCGAGGACACACCUACCAAGGAGUCUUCCAGCGGCUCCUCUACUGUGCAGAUGUAUGGCCAGUGUGGUGGUGCCAACUUUACCGGAUCCACCAAGUGUGCAGCUGGAAGCUCUUGCAAGAAGGUCAACGAGUACUACUCGCAGUGCCUCAGCCACAGCCGCGUUCGCCGUCAAAUGCACGCUUACGUCGAGGAUGAGGCUACUCAGCCUUAA
Molecule: messenger RNA, 1836 nt
Organism: Fusarium venenatum
Lineage: Eukaryota; Fungi; Ascomycota; Sordariomycetes; Hypocreales; Nectriaceae
Product: pectin lyase fold/virulence factor
Biological process (GO): carbohydrate metabolic process
Cellular component (GO): extracellular region
Molecular function (GO): pectate lyase activity; cellulose binding
Source: RefSeq, a predicted model, not a curated record